Molecule: messenger RNA, 818 nt
Organism: Contarinia nasturtii (swede midge)
Lineage: Eukaryota; Metazoa; Arthropoda; Insecta; Diptera; Cecidomyiidae
Product: cuticle protein CP14.6-like
Exons: 3
Coding region: 3-464 (153 amino acids)
Cellular component (GO): chitin-based extracellular matrix
Molecular function (GO): structural constituent of chitin-based larval cuticle
Source: RefSeq, a predicted model, not a curated record
GGAUGCAAUCCUUUGAAUGGCAUCAGAACACAUUUGUGAUCAAAACAAACACAACCAAUCCAAACAAACCCCAUUUUUCAACAAUGAAAACCUUUGUCGUACUUUUCGCCGUGGUCGCUGUUGCUUUGGCUGCACCACAAAGUCAAGAUCAAUCCGCCGAAACUCUUAGAUUCGAUUCGGCAGUCAACCCAGAAUCAUACAAUUAUGCAUAUGAAACCUCCAACCAAAUCAAAGCCAGCGAAAGCGGUCAGAUAAAACAAGUUGGAUCGGAGUCUGCUAUCACCGCUCAAGGUGAAUACUCAUACAUUGCACCAGAUGGUACCCCAGUUAAGUUGUCAUACAUUGCCGAUGAAAAUGGUUUCCAACCACAAAGUGAACUCCUUCCAGUGGCUCCAGCAAUCCCAGAACAGAUUCAACGUGCUCUCGAAUACAUCGCAGCACAUCCACAACCACAACAAAAAUAAAUCAAUUAAUCGAUUCAGCCCAAUUGAAAACGAAAGCAACGAAACAAUUUUGCUUUCAUAAUGAUCGUUGAUCUUUUGGAGAAUAGCUUUGAUUUUGUAUUUGCAAUGCAUUUUUUUUCUGAUUUGAUUGAAGAGAACGAACAAUAAUUUAGAUAAAACGUCAGAUGGUUAAUUUUAUGCAUCAGUUAUUAUACGAAAUUUUGUGAUUUAUAUGAACAUUAUCAUUUGAUGUCACACCAUUUUGAAAAAAUGUAACUAUAAACAACAUUGCCAAUCUUGUCUAUAAACCUUUUCAAAUCAUUUCAAUAAAAUUAUCUUCGGAAACGAAGACGCAAAAACAACAACAAAACAAAA